Elaeis guineensis (African oil palm) is the source of this 1181-nucleotide messenger RNA. RefSeq lists its product as uncharacterized. The record is from RefSeq and is a predicted model, not a curated record. NCBI's taxonomy places the organism in Eukaryota, Viridiplantae, Streptophyta, Magnoliopsida, Arecales, Arecaceae.
GCCAUCUUCUUCCUAAUCCUACGGUUUCACCAGCCCUCAUGGCAGCUGAACUUAGCCUUCCCUCCCUGAACCAACUCCAAAAGCUAGCCAUGCAACAGCAGCAGCAAUUGAAUCCUAGCAUGUGGAAUUGGCCCGGUCGCCGACCGGCCGAAGACGAUGACUCUUGGGAGGUCCGGGCAUUCGCCGAGGACACGAGCAGUGCCAUGGGCACGACAUGGCCGCCACGCUCGUAUACCUGCUCUUUCUGCCGUCGCGAGUUCCGGUCAGCCCAAGCAUUGGGUGGUCACAUGAACGUUCACCGACGUGAUCGAGCUCGGCUCCGGCAGUCCCCUCAAGGAUCCGACCCGUCUCCUUCGGCAACUCCAUCUCCUCCCAUUAUCUUCCCACCACCAAUACCAGAAUUUGUUGCCAGUGGUGGCUACUGCCUUCUCUACCCUAUCCCGAAUGCGGGCACGGUCUUUGCACCGACCGGGGAUUCACCCUCCACUCUCCUAUCGAUUGCUCCGUAUUCCGGGAGUGGAUUAGUCGCCCCUUGUCCACCAACACUUGACAGCGGGGUUGGCAAAGAUGGUGGAAAAGAUGGAGCCGUUGUUGAAGAGCUGGAUUUAGAGCUUCGACUUGGAUGGUGAUAAAUUUUGAGGUUGGAUGGAAAGCGUAUGCUGUGAUAUUUGUAAUUUAUGUGUUGAUUUUAUAUAUAUGCUUGUGUUAUUCUUCCAAGUGUGGACUAGUCUUCAAGUACUGCAGGUGCUGUAAGAUAUCAAGCUGUUCCUAUGAGGAGAGGAUCGAGCCAAACAUUAUUUUUGAUUCUUUCAAAUUUGAUGAUAUGAUAUAUUGGGUGUGCAAUCGUGAGAGUAAGGGAAUUGAAUGUAACUGGAGCGGUAGUUGUGGACGCAGAAUUCCAUGGAUAUCUAUAAAGAGCAAAAUGAGGGGGAGAAGAAGAAGUCAUUCACGAUCAUCACCAGGAAAGACAUGGAAAAGGACAAGAAAAUGAUCGGCAUUCGUGAGGGAAUGUGUCCAGUCAUCCAGUUAAUUUAGUGUGGCUUUCUAUGUAACAUUUAUUUAUAAGCAUGUUGUUUUCAUGUCGUUGGAGUUUAAUUGAAAGCCCUGCUAGGAUAAGCGAAGAGAUGUGAUGUAUUCCUCUGCUCUAUAUUUACACACACACACACAAACACACACACACA